Molecule: messenger RNA, 684 nt
Organism: Spathaspora passalidarum NRRL Y-27907
Lineage: Eukaryota; Fungi; Ascomycota; Pichiomycetes; Serinales; Debaryomycetaceae
Gene: CTA6
Product: Cta6p
Exons: 1
Coding region: 1-684 (227 amino acids)
Cellular component (GO): anaphase-promoting complex
Source: RefSeq, a predicted model, not a curated record
AUGUCACGCGAUGGAGUAUACUCGUAUAUUCACCUUGAUGACUCUAAAAAGGUUCUCUACAUGGAACAAUGGAAACAAGAAUCAUUACCUUUCGACGAUAUAGAAACACAUAACCUAGUGGAGGCAACAUCAACACUAUUCACCAAAUUGUUCCUUGAUGACGAGGAAGAGGAAGAAUCACUACCCAUACAUCCUGCAGUAUUCGGCAAUAAAAUCUACAAAUCCCGACUGAUGUUGAAAGAAAAAGUGUGGACUGAUUUGGCAUUGACAGAAAAGUUUCUUGAUGAAAGCAGCGAAUUGAACAAACUCCAUGAUAAGACCAUAUUGCCCUCGCUUUCUUCCGAGGUGGAACAACAGUUUGGCGAGUUGUCAUUAGCGGAGUUCUUGUCGAACGGGUAUAACAUUCCUGAUGAUCAUUUGGAUUCGGUGUUGUCUCCUAAUUUGACCGACAGUAUCCCACAACACCAUUUCAGACGCCAUAGAUUACUGCACCGGGAUAUCUCCUUGAAUUCAACUUCAGACUUGUCCGUUCCCAACAAUUCAUUUCAAAACAUACGAUCUAGUUCAGGUACAGGCAACCCAGUGGCUCCGCCCGGAUCAUUGCAAACUCCAAGAACAGGAAGAGUACGUCAAGUAUCUACAGACAAGAACUUCCAGACGCCAAUAUCGAGAAUAAUGAGGUAA